Drosophila sulfurigaster albostrigata is the source of this 1175-nucleotide messenger RNA. RefSeq lists its product as uncharacterized. The record is from RefSeq and is a predicted model, not a curated record. Bases 73 to 960 code for a protein of 295 amino acids. The transcript has 2 exons. NCBI's taxonomy places the organism in Eukaryota, Metazoa, Arthropoda, Insecta, Diptera, Drosophilidae.
AUUUCUUACUUAUCAAGUCAGUCAUUGAUAAAUCCGUUUGGCCUGCAAAUCAUUAAAUGUCUAUUAACAUCCAUGAGAAUUUCAAGCGGAUUCCUUUGGUUGCUGUUCGCUGGGUCUCUCCUCUCUUCCAACAUGCGUGUCGCUGGUUAUCGCCUCGAUAGGGCUCAGCACCCCAAGCGUAUGGCUUGGCCAUCGAAUCUCUAUGCGGACUUUGCGGCCAUUAACAGUCGAGAUGAAGCUGCCGCCAGUCCAAGUGUCAAUCGCUUAACCAAAUCGGCUGAUCCGGUUGGGCAAAGCAGCGGUUCAGCUCCAGCUGGAGGUGCAAGUGCCGGUUCUGGUGCCCCGGCAUGCAACGAGAGCGCAAGUAGUAAAAAUUGCGAUGUGAAGCAAAUCUUUGCGCCGGGCGAUCCCAAGCAAAAGUCCUCGAACAUUGCCAUGAAGGCGGCCCAGGAUGCCAAGGCGGCGAAUGAGGCGCAACAAGCUGCCGGCCAAUUGGCUGCUCAGCACAUCAAGCAGGAGCUGGCCGAGAAGGCCUUUCAAUCGGCCAAGGCAGCCGAAGCGGCGCUCACCGGCAAGCAAAUGGUUGUGCAGCAACUCGAGCUGGAAAUGCAAGAGGCCCACGCUGUGGUCGAGGAGGAGUCUGCGUCCCUGCAGAACACGGAGAGUAACAUGAAUGCGGCUGUCGAAGCAGCUCGUGCUGCAACACAUCAGUUCGAAACACUCACCGAACUCCAAAAGACGGUGAAAGAUAACUUGGCCAACAUUCAGACGGUGGCACUGGGCUCCCAACAGGAAAUGACCGCUAAAGUACAGUUGCUCGAGGCGGCCAAGAAUCGACUGGCCACAUUGGAGAAGCAACUGCAAAGUGCUCGCGAGGAUUACGAGAAGACCAAACAAGCGGCUUACAAAGCGGCCUGUGCAGCUGUCGAAGCCAAGCAGAAGGCUUCCGCCGAACAUUAGUUGUGCCCCAUUUUCCCUAUGUUAUAUAUUUUGUUACAAUAAUUGGAAUGUUUACGUUUACUCCCAGAGAAAACAGUUGUCAUACAAACGACUUGCAUGCCAAGAUAAAUUCCAGACCCGGAUCAGGUGCAGUCUACUAUCCGCAUGAUCCCCUGUACUCUAAUGGGAGUAUCUUAAAUGUAUUUAAUAUUAAAUUUUAAAUGUCCAUUUAAUUC